Meleagris gallopavo (turkey) is the source of this 3735-nucleotide messenger RNA. Its product is annotated as lipase member M-like. Lineage: Eukaryota; Metazoa; Chordata; Aves; Galliformes; Phasianidae. Gene Ontology annotation, biological process: lipid metabolic process. The record is from RefSeq and is a predicted model, not a curated record. Gene Ontology annotation, molecular function: hydrolase activity, acting on ester bonds.
GAGGCUUUCCAGCCCGAUGCUAUCAGUGCUUUAGGAAGACCAGGAUUUAUUUGUGGGGCUGCAGUGCUGGCAGUGAGAUAUGGGCAGGGAAUGGGACAGAAGGGUUGGGGAAAAUGCUCUGUCCUGGUAAUGCAGCAGCCUUGGCAGAUGUACCGGACCAUGUCUGGAAAGUCCCCAUCCCACAGUAAGAGUGCAUCCAGACUGUGCGCCCUGGGCUGGAAAGCGCUGGGAGCACAAGGUUCAGCUCCUCUGCUCUCCUUCCAUCAGGCUCAAGUAAUAUGGGAAGUAAUACAGCUCCAUACGUGGUGAGAGGGACCAGGAGAGGCCAUAGAUAGGUCAAGAGUGUCCAUAGCUGGGCCAGAAGAGCCUGUAGCCAGGCCAGGAGUCUGAUGGCCUCUCCCCAAAAGAAAGGUGAAUUAUGUCUCGUCUUGACAGGUGCUGGGAGGCAGGAGGCGUGGUUUCUCACCUUCACAUUCUUGAUCCUGUUUUUCUGCCUUUCCUCCUUUCCGCACAGGGACAAAUCAGAUUUGGAUCUGACUCACUAUUCGUAGAGGUGAGGCUCGGAGGGCUCCUGGCUCUGCCUCAGCUCGUCUGUGGUGAAAAGCAGUGCUUACAGCUCAGGAUUGAGCCCUCAGGUAAAUUACACCCUAGUGGAAGAAAGGAUUAGGGGAGAAGUGACCCGUGGCACUCCUGGCUGCACAGAGCAGAGAGGAUAACAGCUUGGCAAGAGCGGACCUGAGGAAAGAAGGAAUCCAUCCUACUGAAGCUGACCCAACAGAGAACCAUGAUGUGGCUGUUCAUCGCCAUUACUUACUUAAUCUGUACUACUGAAAGUUCCAGUGCAAGCCCUGAGGUGUCUAUGGACGUUGGUGAAAUUGUUCACUACCACGGGUACCCCUAUGAGGAGCAUGAAGUGGUGACAGAAGAUGGCUAUUACCUUACCUUACAGAGGAUUCCUCAUGGCAAAGAUAAUUCUGGAAGCUCGAGUGCCUCCCAUGAAGCAGAAACACCGGGAUCCAGCAUGUUCUGCCACCCUCCUAAACCUGCAGUGCUCCUGCAGCAUGGCCUGGUGUUGGAGGGCAGUAACUGGGUUACAAACCUGCCCAACAGAAGCCUGGGCUUCAUCCUUGCGGAUGCUGGCUAUGAUGUCUGGAUAGGAAACAGCAGGGGGAACAGCUGGUCACGAAAGCACAAAGAGUUUGAAUUUCACAGUGAGAAAUAUUCAUCUUACAGCUUUCAUGAGAUGGCCAUGUAUGAUCUUCCAGCAACAAUCAACUAUAUUCUGCAGAAAACAGGACAGGAGCAGUUAUACUACGUGGCUUAUUCUCAAGGCACUACCACAGGUUUCAUUGCAUUUUCUUCCAUUCCUGAGCUGGAUCGCAAAAUUAAGAUGUUUUUUGCCCUGGCUCCUAUCACCACAAGUUCAAAUAUGAAGUCACCCUUGGUCAGAGUGUUUGAUCUUCCUGAGGGUCUGAUUAAGCUCAUCUUAGGACGCACGGUGGUCUUUGAUAAGGAUGAGAUCCUGAAGCAAGUGACAUCCCAUUUGUGCAGCUACACGCUCUUUAAAAGCUUUUGCUCCUUGGUCCUGUACUUGCCUGGUGGGUUCACCAACAGCUUAAACGUGAGCCGCAUAGAUGUCUACCUGUCCCACUACCCUGAUUCAACAUCCCUAAAAAACAUGUUACAUUGGCGCCAGCUCUAUCAAACAGGGGAAUUCAAAUAUUAUGAUUAUGGCAGUGACAACAUGCUUCACUACAACCAGAGCACGCCGCCCUUCUAUGAGCUGGAAAAUAUGAAAGCACCACUUGCUGCAUGGUUUGGUGGCAAGGACUGGAUUUCUGCCCCUGAAGAUGUAAAUAUAACACUGCCUCGUAUAACCAACGUGGCGUACAAAAAGUACAUUCCUGAAUUUGUCCACUUUGAUUUUCUUUGGGGUAUGCAAGUAUAUGAACAAAUAUACAAAGAAAUUCUUGAACUGAUGAAGAAGAAUGCCUAGAGGUGGGAUAGUCACAGUAAUUGCUGAUUUCUCCUUUACCUUUGGGUAUUUUCUCCUUUACCUUCUUUAUGUGAAAAAAAAAGGGGAGAGGGGGUUGGGGAAAGGGGGAAGGGUCAUUGAGGUGCUGCACUUGUGGGUUUAUGUCAGUCUGGCAAGUGAGGAAAAUUGGCUAAUCCAAUGAUCAUAGAAUUGUGUAGGAUUUAAGUUAAGUAAGUAGGUAGAGAUCCUUGAAGGAGUUGGGCAUGGCCUUUGGGCUCCGAGCCUUUCAUGCUCAUGGAUUUCCAGACAGAAGCAGUUUCUGUGGAGCUCCUGACCAGUGUUUGGGCUCUGGAUGUUCCCAGCUGCAAACAGCAGCACAGCUCUGCUCUGUCCUGGAUGCUGAUGUUUCACCAGUUGGGAUCACUGUCCCAAGAAGCUAGAAGCUAUCUGCCCGGUGACAAUUACAAGAGCUGGAAGAUGCUGAUGCGGAUAAGCCUAAACUUGAUCAUGCGUAACAGGGUUUUCAAUGAGAUCUACCAAGAAAGACCACUUUGCAUCCUUUUAAGUACUAUUCCCAGGGUACAGUCCCAGGUGGAAAAUUCAGUUUUGCUGAAUUUCAGGAAAUGCUGUUGUCUUCCUCAUGUGUAAGAGAGAAGAAGAGUCUGGUGGAAGCCUAUAAUGAGUCCAACUCUGUUUUCAGCUUCUGGAUUACACUCUGUGGUAAGAUACUGAUUAGGGGAAGAAUUGUGAAUUUGCCUGUUUGUGUAAUUAUAUCUUAAAAUAUGUCUAGGAGGAAGCAUGGCAAAGGAUAAGGCCCUUUUUCCAAAUACAUGUAUAAAAAUUAAUAAUAAAGUAAGAUAGGGUCCACCGGGCUCUGUGUGAUUGUACUGCCUUAAACCUCUGGGGCAACAUGGAGAUUUUCAGCACAGAUCUCUUGCUGCAUGAGGGUGAGGGACGAGGCAAGUUGCAGGCAGCAGUCUGGAGGCUUAGAAAGGAUAAGGAGCACAACAUGGCCACUCUCCAAAGACAAACUGUGGGUCCAAGCAGCAUGCUUUCACCCAAGUAUCUGGAAAGGGUGGGAUGGGGCUGCUGAUGCACAUUGCUUUCGGCAAGCUGCAGCAGAGUCUGUUAGAGUCUAAGGAAAUCAUCAAAAGUAUAAAGAUGUUCACUUUCUAUCCCUAGAGCUAGUACUGACAAACAGGACUGGUCAAGGUGUUCUUGAGGUGUAGCAAACAAGCUAUAGGUUACAUAUGAUCUAUAGAUUAAUGGAACCAUUGAAUGGUUUGGCUGAAGGACAUUACUGAAUAUCUACCUACUAAUCCUGCCAUGGGCAGGGACAUCUCCCACCUGACCAGGUUGCCCAGGACCACAUCUAGCCAGGCCUUGAGACCCUCCAGGGAAGGAGCAUCCACAACUUUUCUGGGCAGCCUGUUCCAGGGCCUCACCAUCCUCUGAGUAAAGUUUUUCUUCCUCAUAUUUAAUCUAAAUCUCCACACUCUUAGUUCAAAGCUGUUACCCCUUAUUCCAUCAUUACACUCCCUGAUAGACUCCCUCUCAAGGUUUCCUGUAGGCCCCUUUAGGUACUGGAGGGAGCUAAAGUGAUUAGCUACCUCACUUUUUAUUUUUGUAAUGACACCCUUUUCUGUGUAAUUAGUUAUUUCGUGCUGGGCUCUGCCUUAAAGCAGCAUUCCUCCAGUAAUGCAUUGUGUUCAUGCAGUGAAUGAGCAUGCAAACACAUGAAGAGUUUCCUACCCUUGCAA